Molecule: messenger RNA, 918 nt
Organism: Rhinocladiella mackenziei CBS 650.93
Lineage: Eukaryota; Fungi; Ascomycota; Eurotiomycetes; Chaetothyriales; Herpotrichiellaceae
Exons: 2
Coding region: 1-918 (305 amino acids)
Source: RefSeq, a predicted model, not a curated record
AUGACAAGGCCAGCCCUCAAGUUCAUCGACUGCGCUCCACUGGAUAAGACCCAGACCGCCCAGAUUCGUCGGCAAGUCAGGUCUCAUGCAGCGAGGUGUGCAGGAGGUGAUAUUCCGGACACGGAGGAUCAAUCGUCGCAGAAGGACGUGCCGCGAAAGAGGCGCCGGAGACGACCGUAUCUCAGUUGGACUGUUCCGAUCAAGCAGACCGAACACCCUCAAGAACAACACCAACAGCAACAGAGUGACGUGCAGAAUCACAAACAGAGCAGCGAGUCGAGUUCUCCACUGACAGCGCUUUCGGGAACCACUCUGAUACCUGCGUCGAAAAGUCCUGUAUAUCAUCAGCCUUUUGUCUCUGUUGUGCUGCAUAAUUAUCUUCAACAUCUCGCGGUGGCCAUCCCAGAAAUCGAUGGCGAAGGACAAUCUGCCUUGCUCCGAACGCGAUGGUUUCCCCUGGUCAUCAAUUCGCCCCUCGUCUUCCAGGUCAUCGUCUUAUUCUCUGCCUCCCACUACGCGGCGCAAAGACAAGACCGAGCCUUCGCCGAAACCAUUCUGUCGCUUAAACAAUGCGCUCUCACGGGCAUUAGGCAAUCGCUGUCAGUCCGCAAGGGCAGCAUGGUUCGUGACGAACUCAUUGCCGCUACCGCCAAAAUGGCAAGCUACGAGGCAAUUUACGGGACGGAGCAGGCGUACCAUAGCCAUAUGAAGGGCGUGGAGGAGAUGGUGAAGGUGAGAGGCGGUCUGCAUACGUUGGGGCUGGAUGGGUUGAUGUCUCGACUGCUGAUUUUUAUCGAUACGAACUCGGCAUUUUUGCUGAAUACACAUUUGCAUCUUUCUGGGUCGGGGUCUUACUUUCCGAGGCUCGAGCCCUUUGUGUUCCCGGCUAACCCGAGUCGUUUCAUUGGUGAGGUCUAA